Molecule: messenger RNA, 1765 nt
Organism: Lindgomyces ingoldianus
Lineage: Eukaryota; Fungi; Ascomycota; Dothideomycetes; Pleosporales; Lindgomycetaceae
Exons: 3
Coding region: 84-1601 (505 amino acids)
Biological process (GO): regulation of protein catabolic process; ubiquitin-dependent protein catabolic process
Cellular component (GO): proteasome complex; proteasome regulatory particle, lid subcomplex
Molecular function (GO): enzyme regulator activity
Source: RefSeq, a predicted model, not a curated record
CCUUCCUCUGCCUCCCCACACGUACCCGCCGUCGCCGCUCCUUCUUCUGCCUCACACCCUCUCUCAAGAAACCAACAACGAUCAUGGCGGAAAGCAUGGAAGGCGUAGUCACCGAGGCCGAGCAGCCCAAAACAGAGAAUGUCGAACAGAAGACGGUUGCUGACAUUCGAGCCAACUUCACCCUGCUGGAACGCGCCGUUGCCCAGUUCGAUACGCGGUUUACCCUCCGAGCUCUUCGCUCCAUAUCAGCCCUCCGGAAGAGACUCACCGACCGAGUACUAUGCUCCGUGAUUGUGCUGACGUAUUCCCCGAACAAUCCCACUGCACGGGUUCUUAUCGAAGGCAUCAACAUGGAUGGCGAGACGAUACAGAACGUGGUUGCCCAAUACAAGGAAGAGAUCCAGAGUAACAAGGGAAACACGAAAGAGCCCAUACCGGAGAUUGAUGUUUACAUCGCUAUCCUAGUUCAGGUCUUUCUCUAUGACACCAAGGAGUUCGAUGACGGAGCUGAAUUCUCGUCUACACUAGUAGAUAAGAUCCGAGAGUUGAACCGCCGGACGUUGGACUCUCUGGCCGCCAAGGCGUACUUCUACUUCUCGCUCUUCCACGAGGAGCUGGACCCUAAGCCGCCAUCCAAGCAGUCGCCUGUCAUCUCCAUUCGUGGGAAGCUCCUCGCCGCUCUCCGUAGCGCGGUACUCAGAAAAGACCAAGAUACCCAGGCCGCAGUGACGACAUUGCUCCUCCGGAACUACAUCUCCACCGCCGACAUCACCCAGGCCGAUCUCCUCGUUGCGCAGACUCAGUUCCCUUCCACUGCCCCAAACAACCAGGUCGCAAGAUAUCUGUACUACCUAGGUCGCAUACGGGCUAUUCAGCUGUCCUAUACCGAGGCACACGAGCAUCUCACAAGUGCGACACGAAAAUCCCCCACCAAUGCGAUUGCCACCGGGUUCUACCAAGCGUCGACCAAGCUUCUCGUAGUCGUCGAGCUGCUAAUGGGCGACAUCCCGGACCGCGCUAUCUUUAGCCAGCCUCGUCUAGAGCGAGCUUUGGAGCCCUACUUCCGCCUCGUCCGAGCGGUCCGCGUCGGCGAUCUCCAAGGUUUUUUGAAGAUUGUGCAAUUGUAUGCCUCGACCUUCCACCGCGAUGGCACUUACACCCUUAUCCUCCGCCUCCGGCAAAACGUCAUUAAAACUGGAAUUCGCAUGCUCUCACUUUCCUAUCAGCGCAUUUCCCUGCGAGAUAUUUGCAUCCGUCUUGGGCUAGAGAGUGAGGAAUCUGCAGAGUACAUCGUCGCGAAGGCCAUCCGAGACGGUGUCAUCGAGGCAUCAAUUGAUCACGAGAAGGGAUUCAUGCAAACCAAGCAAGCUGGUGACAUCUACGCGACCCGCGAGCCCGGUGAAGUAUUCCACGAGCGCAUCCGGGCUUGCUUGGCUUUGCACGAUGAGUGUGUCAAGGCAAUGCGGUAUCCCAUGAACCAGCAUCGUCUGGAGCUGAAGAAUGCCCAAGAAGCUAGGGAACGGGAGCGGGAGUUAGCGAAGGAGAUCCAGGAGGGUGAUAUUGACGAGGAUGACGCUGGUGGGGACUUUGACGGACUAUAGAUGGCCAAGUCAACAUGGCAUUCAGGAGAGAGGCGUCCCUUUUUGGGUGUACGAUAUGUCGAGUUCCUCAGCGAGCAUCGAUAGAACAACCUGGCCCGCGGAUAAGUGAAGAAGCUUUAAUCAAGCAUUAAAGAUUUCAACCAUCAUUCAUAAUUUGAUUCAUG